AUGGACGCAGUUACUAAGAAGAGCGUUAAAUGCAGCCCCGUUUCGCCGUUCCAGUUCUUCCCCACCACGCCUCAGUGUCCCUCCCUUUCGCCUUCAUCCUCACCAGAGUCUUCUCACGUUACCGCUCUCUCAUACAAGGAUGAUCCCUCUCCGCUAAUCGGCUUGAGCCUCAGCCCGCCUUGCGCCACGUCAGCCCAAAGCGAAGACGACGAUCAUAUUUCUCCCUCUGCUGAAUCGGCAAAAGUCUCGGCUGACGUGUCUUCACACUGGAAGCUUCCUCACACCAAGACAAUCAAGCCGCAACCAUCUCUCGCUCCUGUUCCCGACGCCACAACAACAGAAGCCAAGGCAGCUCCUUCCGUCACGGCACCCUUUCCUCACUUCCCCGCGCCAGCGGCAGCACCUGUCCCUUUCGGCCACAUUCCUCCCUACCCCGCGGCAGCUGCGGCCGGCUGGUGGGCUCCUUUCGCCGCCUUCCCCUCUCACAUGCUGCUCGCCCAUUCAACCGCGACCGGUCAAGCGCAGCAGCAGGCGAUGGGGAUGCAACAGAGGCCUUGGUUUCCCAAUGCGCCGCCGUGGUUCUGCUUUGGUCCGACUCCCUUCCUUUCCACGGCGCGUCCUGCCCUACCAGCCCCUGGUGGUGCCGCUUCGGAUGUCAACAUGGAAAUUAAUAAGAGCCUAAUGGCUGCCAGCAAGCCUUCUCUCUCUUGCGGGGGUGCUUGCAAUCGCGCGUCUUCUUCCAUGGUGACGAAGGCUUCUGUCAAGCGAAGCCCGUCGGCGAAAUUGGCGACGAAGCCAGUGGAGGUGUUACCACGUGAGCGUCUACCGUCGGGAUUUCGCCCGUGGAAGGCUGCGAGCAGGAGCUCUGGGUCGAAUGACACGUCAGCUCUGCUCUCGUCCAAUGGCGCCACGACAACGUGCUCUGCUGCUGUGGAAGCAUGCGCUUCAUCCCGCCGGGCCGUCCCAUUCGCGUUGAAGCCGUGCAGCCAGGGCACGGAGGGUCUUCAAAUAGUCAAGGCGGACGGACAGCCAAUUCGGCCAGCAGCGCAGCAACCAAGGGGCCAGGCGGGCCCGGUCAACGCAGUCAAUACAGUCAACGCAGCCACCGCAAUUAACGCAGAUCGGUCGGGGAGUGGGCAGCACCUGUGCAACGCGUGUGGGCUCUACCUCGCCAAGAAUGACGCCCCACGGCCCUCCGUGCUCUGGAAGAAAGAUUCCCAAGGGGCUCCAGACAACGCCAGCCAUGCGGUUGCUGCCAAGGCUUGA
This is a messenger RNA of Closterium sp. Naga37s-1, 1266 nucleotides long. Lineage: Eukaryota; Viridiplantae; Streptophyta; Zygnematophyceae; Desmidiales; Closteriaceae. The record is from the annotation of a GenBank genome assembly.